Messenger RNA from Hibiscus syriacus, 700 nucleotides. RefSeq names its product MADS-box protein SVP-like. The transcript has 7 exons. Gene Ontology annotation, molecular function: protein dimerization activity; DNA-binding transcription factor activity, RNA polymerase II-specific; RNA polymerase II cis-regulatory region sequence-specific DNA binding. Gene Ontology annotation, biological process: positive regulation of transcription by RNA polymerase II. The coding region runs from base 26 to 700 and encodes 224 amino acids. Gene Ontology annotation, cellular component: nucleus. The record is from RefSeq and is a predicted model, not a curated record. NCBI's taxonomy places the organism in Eukaryota, Viridiplantae, Streptophyta, Magnoliopsida, Malvales, Malvaceae.
CAACAAGUAAAAGAAGAAGGAAAACAUGGCAAGAGAAAAGAUUCAGAUUAGGAAAAUUGAUAACAGCACAGCCCGGCAGGUGACUUUUGCCAAAAGGAGAAGAGGGUUGUUUAAGAAAGCUGAGGAGUUGGCCAUUCUUUGUGAUGCAGAUGUUGCUCUUAUUAUUUUCGCUUCUACUGGGAAGCUCUUUGAGUAUGCCAGCUCAAGCAUGAAGGAGAUACUAGAAAGGCACCAUUUGCGCUCAAAGAACCUGGAGAAGCUGGAACAGCCAUGUCUUGAGUUGCAGCUCGUAGAAGAUAGCAACCAGUCCAUGCUGACAAUGGAAAUAGCAGAGAAAAGUCAUCAACUGAGGCAAAUGAGGGGCGAGGAACUCCAAGGAUUAAGUGUUGAAGAACUACAGCAGCUAGAGAAAUCUCUGGAAGUUGGGUUGAGCCGUGUUAUGGAGAAAAAGGGUCAAAGGAUUAUGAGAGAAAUCAGUGAACUUCAAAGAAAGGGGAUUGAAUUGAUUGAAGAAAAUGAACGAUUGAAGCUUUCAUCACUGCGGGUAUUGCAGAUAUCUGAGGGCCAAAAACAAGUUGCCGGUGACUCGGAGAACAUCUUCGAGGAAGGCCAGUCGUCGGAAUCGGUGACCAACGUUUGUACUUCCAACGGUAAUCUGCACGACUACGAAAGCUCGAAUACAUGUUUGAAACUAGGGUAA